Messenger RNA from Salvelinus fontinalis (brook trout), 2072 nucleotides. RefSeq lists its product as uncharacterized. The record is from RefSeq and is a predicted model, not a curated record. Bases 823 to 1494 code for a protein of 223 amino acids. The transcript has a single exon. NCBI's taxonomy places the organism in Eukaryota, Metazoa, Chordata, Actinopteri, Salmoniformes, Salmonidae.
UUCGAUUACUAAUCAUAAUUUUAGAUUAAAUCAAUGGACAUUGAAUUUAUCUAGCACAAUAACAUGUUUUUUUUGGUCACAAUUUCAGAUUGAAUAAUUCUAGUUGUAGAUCGCACUGAUAUCAAAAGACGUAAUCCCUUCCAAUGAUUACAUAAAAAAUGGUACAUUCCUCAAUGGGGCGGUAGGGUUGCCUAGUGGUUAGAGUGUUGGACUAGUAAUCGAAAGGUUGCAAGUUCAAAUCCCCGAGCUGACAAGGUACAAAUCUGUUGUUCUGCUCCUGAACAGGCAGUUAACCCAGUGUUCCUAGGCCAUCAUUGAAAAUAAGAAUUUGUUCUUAACUGACUUGCCUAGUUAAAAAAUACUCUGAGAAGACUAUUUAACUAACAUUUCCAUCUAAUGUGUGACAUACAUGGUAUUUUAAACUCCAGUUUCAGAACUGGACAGCAACCAUUGGCUGCAGCAGAAUACUUUUAAUGUUCUGUUUGUUAAAAAUAAGGGGCAUAAUGUUGUGUCCCAAUGUUGUAGAGAGUCAGCCGAUGUUCAAAGAGCAGACUGUAAUCUGUUCUUCAGGUGUAUGACAAUAUUCUAUUAUUAUUCAGCUAAAUUCCAGAUGCAGUUGCAGAAUGUGCGUACACACUAAAAAGUUUGUCAAAGAUUCACGAGGCUGCUUUGUGAAUAUUCUGAAUAAAAGUCAAAGCAAAUCACCCCACAUGAUUGAAAUGCAAUAAAGUUGGCACUACUUGCAGACAUGAGCGAUGUAAAUACUAAAAUACUCUCUUCUCUCUCUAGGACGACAGUGAAGUCGUAUGUGUAGCAGCAGCUAUGAACAAGGAGACAGUGGUCAUAAUCCUACAAGCCAUGGAGAAAGUCUGCUCCUUCUCCGCCACCAUCAACCCACUCUUCGACAUAGUCACUGCAGUGGUGAAGGUGACAAAGAACCUGGUCGCCAAAGACCUCACCCAAGACCUGGACACCCAACAAUUGGGCCACAUCCACGCCAAGCUGGAAAGCAUCUCCAAGACAAACCAGCAGAUUCUGAAGCAGAUUCACCUGAACGAGGUCAAUGAGAAGUACAGCAAGUAUGAGGAGUAUAUCAAGCACCAGUACACCGCCCUCAACACCAUGGUGGAACAGUUCAAAAACCACCCUGAGGGAAGAGAGCGCUACAUGAAAGAUUUCCAGGAAGUCUAUGAGAGAGACAAGGAUACCCUUGCUCUAGACACAUACUACAGCAGUGUCGUAAAAGAGAAUAAAACUUUUGAACAAAGGGGUUUGCUGGAGGUGUACCUAGAGCACUACAAGCAAAACCGAGACGUCAUGGAGAAAAAGUGUUCCCAACUGUCUAAUGUCUUUCGCAUGGGCCUGAUGACACUAAUGGCAUAUACGGUGGUCACAGAGGAUGAUGAGGUUGAAGUCAGGGAGAAAUGGGCCCCCAGGGUGAAGAAAAUUCAGGCCAAGAUGGAUGAGGCGCUGGCCCAGUGUGAGGGGAACUGAUCCUCAUCCACUCCCAGGGUCGGGUGUCCAUAUGAGGGCUUUAAAGGGAUACUUUGGGAUUUUGGCAAUGAGGCCCUUUAUCUACUUCACCAGAGUCAGAUGAACUCAUGGGUAUCAUUUUUAUGUCUGUGUCCAGUAUGAAGGAAGUUAGAGGUAGUUUUGUGAGUCACUGCUAACUAGCAUUAGCGCAAUGACUGGAAGUUUAUGGGUAUCUGCGAGUCAUCUAACUCUGGGGAAGUAGAUAAAGGGCCUCACUGGCAACAUCCAGAAGUAUCCCUGUAAGGUUAAAAGCUGUUUGGAGUCUAGACCUCUUCCCUCAAUUUAAAAAGAAAAGUAAUCUCCUUUUGGGUGGUGGGCGAUAUUCUUUGUCAAUGAAUGGAAUGGAUUAAAUCUAGAUUGUAUAAUAUUUUGCUAUGAUCAGUGUUGCACUUCAGCCCUCAUGUUUUCUAUUUACCACUGCCGACUGUCAUUUAUUUUCAGAAAUGAGUCUGAAUGCAUACUUUAUGGUAACCUUCGAUUAAGUGUACUUUUGCUUCUUGACUUUUUCUAAAUAAAUGCUUUUUUGCACUUGUUAUUAA